AGACGUUCGAAGGCUCUGGCCAUUUCCAGCCAUGCGACGAAGCCCACGGCUGCUGACGCUUGGCCCGCUUGGCCUCAUUGCACUGUGCCUAGUGGCACCCUGCUUCGUGGGCCUUGCCCCUCCACGCGUGGGCGGUGCACAUGUGGGUGUUGCACUCGGGUGCAAUGCCAGGACACCAGUGGUACGACAGGCGUUCUCUGCCGCAGCUCCAGCGAUUCCACUGGUGGGAGCCGUGCUGGUCUUCUUCGGAUUUCAGGCCUUGAACACGGAGGCCAGCGAUGGUGCUUUGAAAGAGCUCUUGCAAAAAUACACCAAGAUCCAAAUCAUCAAUGUGACCCCUGACACCGAUUUGAGCGAUGUGGCAAGUGGUGUCACCCAUCGUCCAGUGCUGCGAGGGAAAACAGCCAAGGACGUGCAUUGGUAUGCUCGAAGUGAAAAGGAGCUGCCGCCGGUGAAGUGGUACAUUCGAGAUGAGUCUGUCCUUCGCCGCGUCUUGUUCGAGGGCGGCUUGGGACUGGGUGAGUCGUACAUGGAUGGCCACUGGGACAGCGAUGACGUGGAGCGCUUGGUCUACGAACUGCUUCGGAUUGAAGAUCAAACCAAGGAGUUGGGCGCCAGAGAGCUUCCACUGAUUGCGAAUAUCAUUUUGGGAGCUCUCAGAGGCAAGCUUCUGGAGUUGCCGGGGAACACCGUGCAGGGCGCGCAGGAGAACAUUGGCCGGACCUACGAUGUGGACACCAUCAAGAUCUACGAGCAGAUGCUGGAUAGCAACAUGCAGUAUUCCGUGGGCUACUUCUACCAGCCGGACAUGACCUUAGAUGACGCCCAGCUGGCCAAGAUGGAGCUCAUUGGGAAGAAGUUGGCCUUGAAGCCAGGCAUGAAGCUUUUGGAAAUUGGGUUCGGCUUUGGGAGCUUGGCGCAUUUCUUGGCGACCAAGUAUGAUGUUCACAUCACGGCAGUGACCCUGUCCAAGGCCCAAAUGGAGUGGGCGAAGGAACACUAUGGUCAUCCAAACAUUGACUUCCAGUAUGCCGACUACCGCGAUGCCCCAGAAGGUCAAUACGACCGUGUUUACUCCGUGGGCAUGUUCGAACACGUUGGCCGGAAGUCUUUCGCCACAUACUUCGACAAAGUGUAUAACUGCUUAAAGGAUGACGGCAUUUUUUUGUUGCACACUCUGGGCUGGGCCAAGCGUGGCGAGUGGAAUCACAAUGCCUUUGUGGGAAAAUACAUUUUCCCGGGUGGGGAGCUCCCAACCCUGUACUUGUUGACCGAAGAGUUUUCGGACCAGUGGCAUCUCGAGGACUUCCAGAGUCUGGGGAAGUGCUACGUCCAGACCCUUCGGAGCUGGCUGAACAACUUGAAGACCUGGGAGGGCAUGGAUGAGUUCGACACCAGGUUCAAACGGAUGUGGGAAUAUUACCUCUCUUGCUGCGCUGCGGCGUUUGAAAAGCGGAGGACCAAAGUUUGGCAAAUGGUUUGGACCAAACAGCUCAGUACCAGGUUGGAGGAUUGCAAUCACAUCCGCCUGGUGGAUGGAAAACCACGUUGAACUGAACUCGACUUCCCAACUGCCUGUGCUCAACACCAUGGCCACCAACUUGGCUGCGUUGCCAAACGUUGUGGCAAUAGAAACGGGUACCAGCUCGCUUGAUGCAAGAGCCGUGGCCUGGGGUAGUUCGACAGAAAGAAGCUUAGGGCUUAGGGCCAAAGUGCCCGAUCGACCAGCUGCUUUCAGGGCGCGCCACAACCUCGCUGCGGCUGACGACCUCCCAACGAUCCCCGCGAGUUGAGCUGUCCCA
Messenger RNA from Durusdinium trenchii, 1802 nucleotides. The record is from the annotation of a GenBank genome assembly. NCBI's taxonomy places the organism in Eukaryota, Dinophyceae, Suessiales, Symbiodiniaceae.